Myzus persicae (green peach aphid) is the source of this 2573-nucleotide messenger RNA. RefSeq lists its product as uncharacterized. The transcript has 6 exons. Lineage: Eukaryota; Metazoa; Arthropoda; Insecta; Hemiptera; Aphididae. Bases 394 to 2433 code for a protein of 679 amino acids. The record is from RefSeq and is a predicted model, not a curated record.
CGAUCGGUUCUUCAAUAGUCCGUUGCCAGUGGACUGGCGAAGGCCAAGGUCUGAUAUUUUCUUUCGUACAUUUGCACACCGUAUAAAAUAUAUCAUUUCCUAUAUCAAUAUUUCUGACAAAACCCGACUAUAACAUUUUAUCCGACGGUUUAUAAAAAUUGUUUAGAUUUUUCUUCCGUCAUCUUUCAUUUGCCGUGCACACAUUUUUUGCGCGAGUGCAGUUUUUUGCGAAAAAAUUUAUAACAUUUAAUUUAAACCGAAAUUUGUUUUAUUUAAUCGUUUUCGUUGUGCGCCGUUCAGCCGCCAAGCGGUCCAGUCCGCCGCACCAACUACACCGCCUACACGGAAGCACCGUCUUCCGUCGCCUUUUCACGAAGACUUCCACUAUUUCAAAUGGACAAGACCACCAGAAUGAGUGCGCUGUACGCGUGCUUCGUGAUGCUGACGAUGGCGUCGGCAACUUCUUUGCAAGACUGCGAAGCUGACAUGACCGGAUUCGAGCUGGUUACCGGGUACGUGUUCACAGCACCCGAUGACUUGCUGGACAGCAUACCCGGCACACUAAUGUUGACCGACUGCCUGGAGGCAUGCCAUGCGAACGACACAUGCGGAUCGGUCAACUAUGAGACCGGUCUCUGCGUGCUGUUCUCGUCCAACGCCGACGCAUAUCCAGGAGCAUUGAGCAAGUCACAGUUUCCAGUGUUUACAAUAUACGCGCAAAAGACGUGUUUGGGUAUAAAACCAUGUGAACGAGCCUGGUGUUUCGACCGGGUGCAGGGUUACAAGCUCAAAGGGUUUGGCAAGAAGAAACAAGCUGCAACGUCGAGACAGGACUGCUUGGAGCUGUGUCUAGGCGAAAGAGAAUUCUCUUGUCGAUCGGCCAACUACAACAACGGAACGGCGGAAUGCGAUAUGUCUGACAUGGACAGGCUGACGGUGGCCGGCCAAGGGGCAUUCGAACCGGCAACUGGCAUUGACUACUUGGAAAACAACUGCGUGGACGAGCCAGUAAAGCUGUGCGAGUUCAAAAAGUUCCCCGGCCGCAUACUCAAGACCGUCGAUUCCGUGUACCAGGACGUGGGUUCUCUGGAAGACUGUCGGGAGCUGUGUCUCAACUCACCGUACAGGUGUCAUUCGUACGAUUACGGCGAUACCGGUGAGCUCGUGUGUCGGCUCAGCCAUCAUUCCAGGGCCACGUUGGCAGACAUACAGGACCCCUACUUAGAAGUUCCAGAAGCUUCCACUUAUGAGCUUAACUCUUGUUACAACAUAAGCAUCGAGUGCCGUUCAGGAGACAUGGUAGCUAGGAUUAAGACCAGCAAAUUAUUCAAUGGCAAGAUCUAUGCGAAAGGAAAUCCUAACUCAUGUGUUCAAGAUGUACGCGGAAGUUUGGACUUCGAACUCGAAAUGGCUUACGACGACGUGGAAUGUAACGUAAAACAACAAGGCCUAGGUAGAUACAUGAACGACGUCAUUAUCCAACACCAUGACACCAUAAUCACCAGUUCCGAUCUUGGUGUGGCCAUCACGUGCCAAUACGACUUGACCAAUAAAACAGUUUCGAACGAAGUAGACCUGGGUAUACAGGGCGAUUUGAAACCAGCCAUGACGGAGGAAGUUAUUGUGGACUCACCGAACGUCGCCAUGAAGAUUACAGACCGACAGGGGGCUGAUGUUAAGCCUUCAGCCGAAGUGGGAGAUCCACUGGCACUGCGAUUCGAAAUAUUGGACCCGAACAGCCCGUAUGAAAUAUUCGUCAGAGAACUGGUAGCUAUGGAUGGCGUGGAUUCCAGUGAAAUUGUCCUAAUUGACGCUGAUGGAUGUCCAACCGACCACUUUAUCAUGGGCCCUCUGUACAAAUCAUCGGACUCAGGAAGCGGGAAGAUACUAUUAUCAUACUUCGAUGCGUUCAAAUUCCCGUCAUCUGAAGUGGUCCAAUUCAGAGCACUGGUCACUCCUUGCAUGCCAACCUGCGAACCCGUCCAGUGUGACCAAGAAGACGCUUCGGGAGAACUCAGGUCCGUACACUCGUUUGGCAAGAGGAGGCGGCGAAGGUCCACCAAGAGUACAUCGGAUGCCAGAGACGACAUGCUGCUCGUGCAGAGCAUUCAAAUCACCGACAAGUUCGGAUUCGGCGCACAACAGGCAUCGCCGGAAAUGAAUCCUACGGACACGACGGCUUUCAGCAUAAAGCACCACGACUACAACAUUGAUAGUUUAUGCGUUAAUUUGUUCGGUGUUAUAAUAUCGUGUCUAGUAUUUCUGGCAGUUCAAGUUGCCGUGCUAAUAGCGUGGGCGUACGUUUGGAACAAAAAGAGACACGUCGACAAGUACCAUCAACAGGAUGGACUGUCCGUGAGUAUGAGCAUACCGGUGGGACGGACGGACAGCAUGUGCAAGCUGUACGAUACGGGGUACGCGAAACGAUACUAAGUGAUCGACUUUUAAUGAUCCAUAAUGAGAUAGAUUGCCAUGACAGAUUUUUUUAACCUAAAUUAGCUAGAUACAAGUUAUGAAUUUGUUAAUCAUAUUGAUAAACAAUCUUUUAAAAGUGACAUCGCGCUCAAAUAGCC